AUGACUUCUUUUUGUUAUUUUUUUAAAUUAUCUUACAUUUUUAUACUAUUAUCAUUUGUAUGGUGUGAUAUAAAUGUUAUCUAUCAGACAGAUCCUAGGACUGGAAUGAUUUUUGAAGUUCCAUUACCAGCUACAUAUAUUACACCAGUGAAAGGAUUAGCAACAUUUUAUAACUCAUCAACUCCAGGUUUUCAUAAUGGUAAUAUUCAAGGAGUGGUAGCAUUUUUUCAGGCAAAUUUUCCAAAUAAUCAAGCUGUAGUUGUUGAUUGUCAAUUAGAUUUUCCAGAUUAUAUGAAUAGUAAAGCAUUUUCAUUAGAAAUACUUUUGAAUGGUGAUUUAGAUUCAGAGUAUUGUAAAAAUGGAAUGCGUUUUGCUGAUCCAUUAGUAAUUAAAAUACCAAGAGGUGAAAAAUAUUAUGUUGGUGCUAGAAAAAGAAAUGAUAUUUCAAUAAUAAAUCAUAAUGAUAGUAUUAUUGGAAGAGUCUUAAGAAUAACAUGUGUUGGUUGUGAAGAAAGUCAAAGAAUUUUAGGAUGUGCUUUAAUUGGACGUGUUGAUGAUGAAGUAUAUAUAGAAAAAGAUCCACAAUUUAUUGAUAAUCAAGUACAUUUACAACAACAACUUUUAAGAACACAAAAACAACUACCACAUAAGAUGAUUAGAAAGAACCAUCGUAAAUUGCUUGUCUUAGCUUAA
Strongyloides ratti is the source of this 693-nucleotide messenger RNA. RefSeq lists its product as hypothetical. Lineage: Eukaryota; Metazoa; Nematoda; Chromadorea; Rhabditida; Strongyloididae. Bases 1 to 693 code for a protein of 230 amino acids. The transcript is spliced from 3 exons. The record is from RefSeq and is a predicted model, not a curated record.